AUGAGCAUCGCAAGAGGAACAACAUACAGGCAGCAGCGCCCUGCCCUGCUGGAAACCCCUCACAGGCAGCAGCGCCCUGCCCUGCUGGAAACCCCUCACAGGCAGCAGCGCCCUGCCCUGCUGGAGACCCCUCACAGGCAGCAGCGCCCUGCCCUGCUGGAAACCCCUCACAGGCAGCAGCGCCCUGCCCUGCUGGAAACCCCUCACAGGCAGCAGCGCCCUGCCCUGCUGGAGACCCCUCACAGGCAGCAGCGCCCUGCCCUGCUGAAAACCCCUUACAGGCAGCAGCGCCCUGCCCUGCUGGAAACCCCCUACAGGCAGCAGCGCCCUGCCCUGCUGGAGACCCCUUACAGGCUCCAAAAUCAUCCAAGGCCAAGUCAUGUAAAUCGACAUCAGGCUGCCAAUGGACAAUAUCAGCCCCCCUAUGGACAGAAUCACGCCUCCCACAGACAGUGGCAGGCCCCGAAUCAACCAUAUCGGGCUGCUAAUGGACGAUACCAAGCCACCCAUGGACAACUACCACAGCCGCAGGCCCAGAAUCAACCAUAUCAGGCCCAGAAUCAACAGUGGCAGACCACUAAUGGACAGCAAAGGCCCACCAAUGCUCAACAGGAGGCCUGUAUUGUUCCGCAGCAGGCCCCCAACCUACAGACCCCCACUGAUCAGCAGGCCUCUCAUGGCCAACAGCAGGCCCCCAAUGUACAGGCCUCCACUGAUCAGCAGGCCUCCCAUGGCCAACAGCAGGCCCCCACUGAUCAGCAGGCCUCCCACGGCCAACAGCAGGCCCCCACUGAUCAGCAGGCCUACCACGGCCAACAGCAGGCCCGCACUGAUCAGCAGGCUUCCCAUGGCCAACAGGAGGCCCGCACUGAUCAGCAGGCUUCCCAUGGCCAACAGGAGGCCCGCACUGAUCAGCAGGCUUCCCAUGGCCAACAGCAGGCCCCCACUGAUCAGCAGGCCUACCACGGCCAACGGCAGGCCCUCCCUGAUCAUUGGCAGGCUCCUGAUGGUGAAAUGUAUUUCAAUAUACCACUAUGGCUGGAGGAGAACAAAGACCUACAGCGUCGUCUGAAGAACAUGGAAGAGCUUCUUGAAGUGGAGAGGGAAAUCUCAGCAUGUUUAGAAGAAGAGGUGGAAAAAAUGACACCUUUCCUUAAUGCAGCUCAGGAGAUAUCAAUUUAUGAGCACAAGACCAAGGAAGAGCUCCUGGUGCUUGUUGCAGCUUUGAGCAGCCAGCUGAAAAGUGAAACCCGUCACAAAGAAGUCCUGGAAAAAGAGUUAGAGGGCGCCAAGCAUCAGCUCGCGCGACCCAUUUUUCAGAGACUGACUGAAGAAAAAGAGGCUCCUCAACAGGAGAUCCAGAUCCUUAAGAAGGAGGCAGAGAGCAGUGAGAAAGGUACAGAGAAGCUGGAGAGGUUAGAGUUACAGCUGGAGAAGACCAACAGCAUCCCCCAGCUUAACUCCCAACUGAUCAUUCAGGUAAAGGCUAAUGAGACACUACAGAGGGAAGUGGAUGGAUUCAAGCAAGAAGAGCUCUAUGAGUGUAUGACAAAGGAAAAGGACAGCAAGGGAGACACUCCUGUGGAUGUCACACCACCUGAAGACAACCCAAACGCACCAGAGGAGAUCCAGGAGUCCACUGAGGAGAUCCAAGGAGCCCCUGUGGACUUUCAGGAGGCCACUGAGGAGAUCGAAGAAGACUCUGAGGAUAGUCUGCCGCUCUAUGAAGAGAUCCAGAUAAUGCUUAGAGCGUACCAUGAGGAGCAGAUCAGGAUCAAACGUGAGAUGGAGAGUGUCUCAGCAUGGCGCAGGUUUAAGAAGUUGAUGACUCCAAGGCACAGGCGCCUGUACAAACACCAGCAACAGGGGCAGAAUCAGGUGUGA
Messenger RNA from Xyrichtys novacula (pearly razorfish), 1884 nucleotides. The record is from the annotation of a GenBank genome assembly. NCBI's taxonomy places the organism in Eukaryota, Metazoa, Chordata, Actinopteri, Labriformes, Labridae.